Molecule: messenger RNA, 894 nt
Organism: Aspergillus mulundensis
Lineage: Eukaryota; Fungi; Ascomycota; Eurotiomycetes; Eurotiales; Aspergillaceae
Exons: 2
Coding region: 1-894 (297 amino acids)
Source: RefSeq, a predicted model, not a curated record
AUGCGACACGCAGAAGACCCAUACAUCUCAACAGCGGACUUCUUCCUCCUGGAGAAAUGGCAAGAAAACUCCCCGCUCCCCGACGACGCCCAGCGCGAGCAGAUCUUCGCUGCAUUCGCAGAUCUUGGCGUUCAGGGACAGCAGCCCUACCAAGAAAUCAAACAGCAGCGCGGACGCAAAGCAUCCCAUCUCACAACCGCAGAACGCGACCUCCUUAGCCGCGUCCGCCAUCCCACAGACCGCUGCUUAGACGACUACUUCAUCCCCUGGGUGCGCACAUGCUACGAGUCCGGGACGGACGAAGCAUGGACCGCAAUCAAAGAAAAGCUAGCGGGGCACUGCGGCGGCAAGACCGCGAUGGCGCUGGACAAUGCCGCGCUGUAUAAUGUAGCCCGCGAGCAGCGGCGCAUCUUCUACCGCGUCCCGCAGCUCUUGUGCGUUAGCGAGAGUGCCAGGCAGCACCGCGAGAGGUUGCGAAAAGCGCUCUAUGGGGAGGACAGCGAGGAGGAAGACCCGGACUCCGACUCUGACGCUCAGUCGGAGAUCUACCUGGACGAGCCAGACUACGAGACCUACUACUGGGCGCUGGUCCAAGGGCGCAUCCACGUCGUCGACCGGGUGGCGUUAGCACCAGAGGGGUCUUGUCCGUAUGCAGGCAAAGUGCGCGUUGUCUGGUACGAUGCAUGCGGGCGCACGAUCAAGUACUACCGUGCGGAUGUGGGAUAUGCGUUGGAGCUUACGGGGUGCGAUAGUUACUUUCUGUUUGAGAACCCGGUUUGGGGCAGUGCGAUGGUGGGCAAGGAGUUUCGGGAGGGAGGGGCUUGUGCGCCGCCUUUUAAGGUUGAGAGGGAGAGUGAGGGUGAGGGCUCUAAAGAGGAAGGCGGCAAUAAGUGA